AUGCUUCACGACAAGUGCUACGAUGCGGCAGUUGAUAAGAAACUGUGUCACGAUGUGGCAUGGGAGUACAUCGACAACUACAAAUGGAAAUGCACCAACAGCACAGCUACCUGCCUAGACACUCAUCCAUGCGAAAAAGCGUUGUGUGAAUGUGAUAUGGCUGUGGUGAAGUGCUGGUCGCAAUUCCCAAAACCUACGCAAAGGCAGAGAUGCAACCGUUCAAGACAGCCUCCAAAAUCGGAUUAUUUCCAGCACUGA
Ostertagia ostertagi is the source of this 258-nucleotide messenger RNA. Lineage: Eukaryota; Metazoa; Nematoda; Chromadorea; Rhabditida; Trichostrongylidae. The record is from the annotation of a GenBank genome assembly.